AUGGUGCGUUCCGUCUCUCUGCCUGAAAGUGAUCAACUGAGUGGAAGAGGGGAGCGCCUUAUUGCCAUGAAGAAGAAUGCAAUGGACAAAGAGCAGCACCUGACACUUCAGAGCAUCACUGACGCUCCAAACCCAAGUGGCCUCAUGAUGGACAGGAAAACAGUUACGAACACAUACACUUCUGCCCUGCUGCCUCGUCCUGAGGGUCAACUACUACAAUUCAACCCUCCUGAAAAGAAUAACCUGUAUCCCAGCCUGAUGGAGUUCAUGCAAAGAUGGGGUCAUGGAGGAGAUCAGUACACAUCUGCCCUGCAACUUCAUUCUCAGGGUCAGCUACUGCCAGCCUCCUCUCCUGAAACGGAACGCUUGUAUCCCACCCUGGUGCUGCAGACACAAACAACCAGCACACAGAAAGUCAACUAUGACAUGAGACGACGGCACACAGUGGGAUCUUUUAGAAAGGAGGUUAAGAGUGUCCAUAGAGCUCUUCUUCAGUAUGAUAUCCUAAUGGAAACACAUAGAGAUACUCUUCAAGGUCUCAUAACUGAGCUGCUGGAGGUGGCUGAUAACCUGGACCAGGUGUUUAAAAGUGUGAAGAUAGCAGGCAUUACUGGGGGUACAGCAGGUGCAGCCGGAGUGGCGGCCGCAGUGGGAGGGGUACUACUUUCUCCAAUGACUAUGGGUGCUUCAUUAGCAGUGGCUGCAGUUGGGGUUGGUGUAGCAGCUGCUGGAGGGGUCACGGGAGCUUCAGCCGCCAUCACCAAUAGGGUCUACAAUAACAUGGACAGAAAGACGGUAGAGAAAAUCCUUAAUGACUACACAAACCAGAUGAAGCCUAUUGAGAGCUGUGUGCAGGUUAUCAACACAGGUAUGGAGCACCUGAGGAGUCAUGACCUUUCCGGGUUUCAUGGGAUGGACAGUGAGGUGGUGAAGGUGGCGAAAGUGGUCCAGGUGGCUGGAGGCAGUGCUGGAGCGAUCAGUGCCAUUGGCAGGUCCUCAGGUCUCAUCCAAGGCUUUGCGCUGGGCAUGGACAUGUAUUUCACCAAAAACAACACCCAGAAGCUGAAGAAAGGUUCAGAAACUAAAUUUGCCAAGCAAAUCCGUGAGGUGGCCCAGCAGAUGCAAAACAGCCUUGACGAGCUAAUGAGGGUUAAGGCAGUGCUGGCAUCAACCGACAUAUAG
Molecule: messenger RNA, 1182 nt
Organism: Pygocentrus nattereri (red-bellied piranha)
Lineage: Eukaryota; Metazoa; Chordata; Actinopteri; Characiformes; Serrasalmidae
Product: apolipoprotein L3-like
Exons: 6
Coding region: 1-1182 (393 amino acids)
Biological process (GO): lipoprotein metabolic process; lipid transport
Cellular component (GO): membrane; extracellular region
Molecular function (GO): lipid binding
Source: RefSeq, a predicted model, not a curated record